CUCAAUCCAAAAUACAAAGCCCCCAGCAGGGAAAGCUUAACCAACCACUUAAUCCCUGCUUGGUAUGGUGUGGAAAAGGGAAAUGUGAUCUCUGAACUGAAAACAGUGUCAAAGGCAGCUAUCACGGCUGAUGGGUGGACAAGCUUUUGUCAGGAUCAUUAUCUCACGGUUACUCUGCACUACGUGAGCAAUGGCCAGGUAAAGGAAAAGGUCCUAAAAACCAAAGCCGUGUACCAAUCUCAGACAGGCUCAGCUGUAGCAGAGGAGAUUGAUUACAUUUUAGAAGAAUAUGGUGUACGGGAAAAGGUUGUGGCAGCAACUGUAGACAAUGCAGCGAACAUGGAUGUAGCCAUCAAACAGCUGCAAAUUGUCAAAUUUCCAUGCUUCGCUCAUACGCUGAACCUGGGAGCGCAAAAGCUGUACAACUGCACUGCCAUAUCCAAUUGGGCAGCACGAGUUCGAGCAGUUGUUGUCUGGAUGAAGAGGUCCCACAUGGCAAAAGUUGUUCUUAAAGAGAAACAAGACUUGCUCAAGCUGCCCAAGCACAUGCUCCUCCUGGAUGUAAGGACCAGAUGGAAUUCCCUCUAUUUGAUGAUGGAGAGAUUCACCGAGCAGUUCCCUGCUAUCCAGGCUGCAGCCAUAGAUCCACGCAUAAGAAGGCCCAUGGAGAAGGAAAGGUUGGACAGAAUAGGCAACGAGGACUUAAGGAAAGCAGAGGAGUUUGUGCAUCUCAUGCGGAAGCAUUACACCUCCACACUGGCCGUCUCCAGCGACAAAAGUGCAACCUGCGGUGAGAUUUUGCCCAUCUUGCAGAAGCUGGAGCAACAGUACACUGUGCAGGAAGGUGACUCUGCGUUCACAAGGAGCAUCAAGGAGAACAUUUGGAAGGAUCUCUCCAAACGCUACCAGGGAACUGACAUUCAGAGAUUCCUGGAGGAAGCCACCAUCUUGGACCCCAGAUUUAAAUACAAAGUGAAAAGUGAUGCAGUCUGGGACAGGAUCAGGGAAGCUGCAAUAACAGCAAAUACAGUGGCAACAAGAGAUGAGGUAUUUUAA
Messenger RNA from Eleginops maclovinus (Patagonian blennie), 1056 nucleotides. RefSeq names its product zinc finger BED domain-containing protein 4-like. Bases 340 to 1056 code for a protein of 238 amino acids. The record is from RefSeq and is a predicted model, not a curated record. Lineage: Eukaryota; Metazoa; Chordata; Actinopteri; Perciformes; Eleginopidae. Gene Ontology annotation, biological process: regulation of transcription by RNA polymerase II. Gene Ontology annotation, cellular component: nucleus. The transcript is spliced from 4 exons.